Messenger RNA from Eriocheir sinensis (Chinese mitten crab), 1640 nucleotides. RefSeq names its product ribonuclease kappa-like. The transcript has 3 exons. The record is from RefSeq and is a predicted model, not a curated record. Gene Ontology annotation, molecular function: RNA endonuclease activity. Bases 107 to 388 code for a protein of 93 amino acids. NCBI's taxonomy places the organism in Eukaryota, Metazoa, Arthropoda, Malacostraca, Decapoda, Varunidae.
GAAAGGUAAACAAACGGGUGUCACGGGUUGAGGGAAGGACUGCAGGAGAGGCCGAAGGAAGGACAGGAAGGAUCUACUUUGUGCUCUAUUUACUCUCCCCGCCAAGAUGAAGCUGUGCGGCCCCAAGUGCUCCCUCUGCUGCACCCUCCUCAGCGCCUGGGGCAUCGUGCAGCUGGCGCUGAUGGGCAUCUUCUUCUUCAUCAAGUCCCCGGCCUUCAUCGAGGACCUGUACAUCCCCGAAGAGGCACACCACGACGCCAACGAGUACAUAAAGGCGCUUGACGAGUCCUACCACACGAUCGCUGUAAACUGUGGGAUCGCUGCCGGAAUGUAUGUCAUCACACUCAUCAUCUCCGGCUGGCAAGUCAUGGUCAACCAGAGGAGUUAGGUCGUUCGGUCAGUCAGUCGUUGUGUCGGCAGCAGCCAUCAGUGGUUUGGCCUGAGAUGAGUAGCUAAGCCAGUGUGGAGGGGUUGACUCUUCAUUUCAUUUAUCUUCAUCUCUGGCUCCAAUAUUUGUCAACAAUGGUGGAGAGAAAUGAUAAGUAAAAUUGUACUUCAGCCUAACAUAUCAUAAUAGUAUAUAGGUUUCUUGACUAGAUUUUCCCGAGUGUCACCGUAAGACAUGUAAUUCUGCUUGCCACCUCAAACGCUCGGUCCCUUUUGGAGUGUGUGUUAGCGGCAGAGUUUCUCAGACCAAACUUUCCACAGAAUCACUCACUGCUGCAUCUGGUAUUCAUCAAAACAGAAUGACUUACCACAGGAACAAAGAAAUUGGAAGAUGUAACUAGUUCUAAUACGUAGUUUGUGAUUAUGAGAUUAUUUAACAGUUAUCAUAAGUGGUAGAGGAGUCUUUGAUAGUUAUUUAGAUCAAGUGUGGGAUUCUGUUUGAUGGGUCUGCUGGUAGUUGAUGAAUUGGUUGCUGCUGGAACUAAGCUGACUGUCCUGUACAACGGUUGUGUGUGCUCGUAUGUGGAGUCUUAGGCACAAGGAGGAUAUUAAUGGUGGUCUAUAUAUUUAUGAGAGUAGUGAUGUAUAAGGGAAGUUGGUUCUAAAAGUUGCAUAUUCAAUACUGUGUUCUUAAACUUUAUUCUGAUCCGUUUCUUUGAAUGUAAUGUUUCAUGGGUCCAGCUGCCUGUUGUGCACCUCAAUACUGUUGUUGAGUAUGCAAGGGUUAUUUGAUACAAGUUUUAACUUUUCAUAGAUGUUUGUUGCUUCCAAAGCUUAACUUUUAAAACAACUUUUUCAUGUAGUGGAUAAUGUUGAUCUUUAAUAAAUCACUAAUGUAAGUUCUGUAUGAAGCACUAAUGAGGACAAGAGACUAAGCAAUGCAUCUACCUGCCUCGGCCCCAGUCCGGGAGAGUAAAGGACGAAUGCAAGGCUUAAAUAUAUAAAUUUUAUUUAGUUUAUAAAAAAAAUGAUUAUUUACAGAUGGAAAUGAACAGUAAGGCACAUAGUUAACCCCCACACACACCCUCCCUGUGGCCAUACAGAAACAAUGGUUUGGAAUAUGAUGAGUUUCACCCUAAUACCUGGCCACCUUAACAAAUGGGAAGUUAUCCCUUGAUCUGUUAUAUAAUUGUAUAUUUAUGUACAUUCCAGCAAAGCUAUUAUAUAUGGUACUAAUAAAAUCUGAAAGGAAG